UUCCGUUAGUAAUUUCAAAUGGAGCCUGAAAUACAUGAUGGUCGAGUAGGCGACACAAAAUCAACAAAUCCAUUUGGUGGAUUUCAACCUGAGGCUGCAAGUGGAAUAAGAUCUGAAGAUCCUGGAAUUCUAUGCGGAGAAGACUGCAAGUCAGGGCUCAAAUCUGAAUUAACGGAGAUGCCUGAGGUGUCCAGGGAGGAACAGAAAGCAAAGGAGCCCGAACCUGCAGAAAAUGAAGGUGUCAUUGACAUUAAGUACAGUGGCGAAAAUUUGAGAGCCGAAAAAGUUUGUAGGAUAUGUCAUUUGAGUGCUGAACAACCAUUGGAGAAUGGGGAACUCAUGCAGCUAGGCUGUGGCUGCAAAGGCGAGCUAGGAAUUUCACAUCGAAGUUGUGCCGAGGCCUGGUUUGAGCAGAAAGGCAAUCGAUUAUGUGAGAUUUGUGGCAAGCCUGUGACAAACAUUUCCGUCAGAGAGGACAGUAGGAUAUUCAUGGUCGAGUGGAAUGAGAGGACGCUGGUAGCUGCCGCUCCAUACUCUUCUCUUCCUGAAGGUUCACGUCGAUGCAAACACUCCUUUUGUAACUUCCUACUCGCUUGCUUGGUGCUAGCCUUUAUACUCCCAUGGUUCCUCCGAGUUGACAUCUUAUGAUAAUGGUGCUUUAUCAUGCAUUUGUGUUCAUGGCGCAGAUUGUUAGUACCCAUGAGAACAUCUGGCCAGUUUCAACACCUACCCAUGAAAAAGAGGACAAAUGAUAUUAAUUGUAGAUCUGUGCAGAUCAUAAGAAUAUAUACCUACUGCAAAGUUCCGAUUAAAAGCCAAAAUUAUUAUAUUAGAAUUCGUUUAAGUUUUAGUAGGAAAAAUCAAUGGCAUGUACUCGGAAAAAUUUGUGAGAAAUUAUGAUCCAAUGAGGAUAUGUUAGAGCUUAAUGAGG
Messenger RNA from Ilex paraguariensis (yerba mate), 931 nucleotides. The record is from the annotation of a GenBank genome assembly. NCBI's taxonomy places the organism in Eukaryota, Viridiplantae, Streptophyta, Magnoliopsida, Aquifoliales, Aquifoliaceae.